AUGAAAGGGGUGGUGUGUUGCUAUGCCGUCACCUCUGCGUUUUACUUGACUCUUCUCUUACUAGUCUUCAUAUCGAUCGCGACAUUCUCCAUAUUGAUCAACGACAAGCCAUAUUCGACUGUCUCGAACAGAGACGUGUUUGGUGGGUCGAACCCUUCAACGUCGUGUGAUUCUAUCGGGUGGUAUCCCACAUUCUUACUGAAAGCAGAUGGAGUUCAAUAUCGUUGUGGAUAUGACCCGAUUCUCGAGUACGUCGGAUACCUUUCACUUUCUUCGUCUUUUUUCGUUCUGUUGGCAACUGCAAUUGCGUCUUUCCUUUUCAAAAAGGCGUCAUAUUCCUUUGGAAUAUACAUCCUCGGCGGUGUCGUUUCGUUUGUUCUAUUGGGGGGAACAGUCACUCAAACAAUUUCAGUCUCGAAGGGAUACACUUAUUGUUUGGAAAAUCUCACACUAGUCCACUCGGGCUCUCCUCAAUGUUUUUUAAGACCUUUCAUAACUAACAUAGUUGCACAAUAUCUCCUUUGUGUAUUUUGGUGGAUCAAUCCUAUCAUUGGAUGUACUUACUUCUUAACUGUUAAGCCUUACAAAGGCCCCACUCAACCUCAAAAUUCAGAGACGGAAGAUGAUGUCUCUGACGAAGACAUUCAAAACAAGAAACCCCUCAUCCCAAAGCCUGUUGGAUCCCCUGCAAUAUAA
Messenger RNA from Entamoeba invadens IP1, 696 nucleotides. RefSeq lists its product as hypothetical. The record is from RefSeq and is a predicted model, not a curated record. The coding region runs from base 1 to 696 and encodes 231 amino acids. Lineage: Eukaryota; Evosea; Mastigamoebida; Endamoebidae. The transcript has 6 exons.